AGAGACACUGUGUGAGGGAGGGAUGGGGAGGAAGAGGGAGAGAGAGAUAUAUUAAUAAAGAAUAGCAAAGGCAGAACUCUAUUAGAAGGGAUGACAAGUAUAAAUUAACCUAAACUUCAAGGACUAUUUAAAUAGCUUUACUGAUCAGCCUUUACAACUUUGGUAAAGGUAGGGUAUUUUUUUCUUUGUGAUGUUCUAGAUUACAGUCAGGAAAGGCCCUUCAUUAUUUGCAGUAGAGCUUCGAAGUUAACGUAUUUUCAUUCAGAGUUUAAAGCAAUGGAUUUGUCAUCGACAUGGCUAUCACAACAAGAAGUGCAAGAUCAUGAUUUCAUGAACCAGUUUCAGAUGAUGAAACCUUAUCACAUGGUUGGUGACUUCAGUGUUGAUUCAUUUUCGUCAGAAAGCAACACCAAAAACCCAUCUUUUCUAGAUCAAGCUUUAGAAAUUCCCACAAGCAUCAAGGAACUAUCCAAUACGAAAAAGCUGUCUACUAAUAAGAUGACCAACAAUAUCAUCAAUAAACAUACUCCAGCGAAUGAAAACCCGAAUUCAAAACCAAAGCCUGUUCUUGAUAUUCCCAAUACUUUCACUAUAUCUUUUGGGGAUCUAAAACCUAAGGAUGAGAUCCUACCAUACAACGAUUCAUUUGAUUACGCAACAGGUACCAAAAGGGGUCCAAUCAUGAUCAGGAAUAGCAUCCAGCUUCGAGAUCAUAUGUUAGCUGAGAGGAAGAGAAGAGAGAAGUUGGCUCGACGAUUUAUUUCGUUGUCUUCCCUACUUCCCGGCCUCAAGAAGAUGGAUAAGGCAACUGUGUUAGAAGAUGCAACUAACUAUAUCCUAGAACUUCAAUGUCGCGUGAAGGAACUUGAGGGAAUAUCAAACUUAAAGACAAAGAAUAUGCAAUCAGCCAUAUCUGCAAAAAGAUCAAAGCUUAGUUGCAGUGAUGAUGGUGAUUCCUCAUACGAUGAAGCAAACAUUGGUGAGAGCCGUAGCGGUUGCAAUCCUGAGAUUGACGUGAGGAUGUCAAGUGCCAGUGUUCUAGUGCGAAUCUACUGCCGAAAGAAUUGUUUGUUAUUUGUGAAAGCGCUUAGUGAGAUUCAGAAGCUUGGUCUUUGUGUCACUAGUAGCAGUGCUUUGCCAUUUGCCCAUACCAAUCUCCUCAUUACCAUUGUUGCUAAGAAGAAUGAAGACUUCCUGAUGACAUCAACAGAUCUUGUGAAAAACUUGCAACUAACUUUUUCAACCUUAGAUGGCAUGGGAGUUCAAGAUUGCCACUCAAUGAUUGGUCACUAAUGCCUUCAUUUCCUUUGUUUACGACUAGCAAAAAAACCGAAUUAAAACUCUUAUCUUUCCUCUCUAAAAGUCUGGAACCAUAUCAUUUUACCAAGUACCCAACUAUUUCAACUUCAACAAGCUUCUCAUAAUUAGGGUUCUACCAUGGAGAUUCACAUAGGUAUAUUGGGAGUAGUAAAAUCAUUCUACGGGUCCUUUCCCAAUUUUACAAUUCUUAAGAUGGAUGGUUUUAUGGUGGGAAUGAUCCUUCAUUUGUGAUCUUUCUUGUUGUCACGUGUAUACUAAUUAGAUUGUAAUUUUUAGUAUUCUACUAAAUUUAUUUAGUGAGUAAUUAAGUUUAAUUUCAAUCA
Helianthus annuus (common sunflower) is the source of this 1643-nucleotide messenger RNA. Its product is annotated as transcription factor bHLH18. Gene Ontology annotation, molecular function: protein dimerization activity. The coding region runs from base 277 to 1293 and encodes 338 amino acids. The record is from RefSeq and is a predicted model, not a curated record. The transcript has 4 exons. Lineage: Eukaryota; Viridiplantae; Streptophyta; Magnoliopsida; Asterales; Asteraceae.